Mycosarcoma maydis (corn smut) is the source of this 1071-nucleotide messenger RNA. RefSeq names its product putative homoserine kinase. Bases 1 to 1071 code for a protein of 356 amino acids. Lineage: Eukaryota; Fungi; Basidiomycota; Ustilaginomycetes; Ustilaginales. The record is from RefSeq and is a predicted model, not a curated record. Gene Ontology annotation, molecular function: homoserine kinase activity; ATP binding. The transcript has a single exon. Gene Ontology annotation, biological process: L-threonine metabolic process.
AUGACGUCGACAUCUCGCAAGUUCGUCAUCAAAGUGCCGUGCACGUCGUCCAACAUUGGUCCAGGGUUUGACGUCGUGGGACUUUCGCUGUCGCUCUACCUGACGUUGAAGGUGACAGUGGAUGCUUCGGGCAGCAACACGUCGCCGUUGCUGUCGUACACGGGGCUAGGCGCCGAGGAGGCGCCGUUGGAUGCGUACAAGAACCUGACGACGCGUACUGCGCUCUACGUCUUGCGAAGCAACGGUGUGCGUGCAUUUCCGAGGGGUGUAGAGAUCAAAGUUGACAACCAAAUACCGUUCGGGCGUGGACUUGGAUCUUCAGGAGCAGCGGUGGUGGCAGGAUUGCUGUUGGGAAACGAGCUGGGUGAGCUCAAGCUGCGCAAAGAUCGGUUGCUGGACCAUGCGCUCAUGAUCGAGCGCCAUCCGGACAACGUGACUGCUGCGCUCAUGGGCGGCUUCGUCGGCUCGUACCUGCUCGAACUCUCACCGGAAGAGGAAGAACGCCGUGACGUUCCACUGUCAGAAGUGAUCCCUGAAUACCCUGCAAAUGCAUCGUUCGAUUGGGGCACCGAUCCGCCUUCCCCACCCCACCAUAUCGGUCACUACAUCCGCUUUGGCUGGUCGCCACAGAUCAAGGUGAUCGCCAUCAUCCCCGACUUCCAAGUGUCCACCGCUUCCGCCCGCUCGGUCCUUCCCGAAUCCUACUCCAAAAAGGACCUCAUCUUCAACCUACAGCGUCUAGCCGUGCUCACUACUGCACUCACCCGAAGCCCGCCAGACGCGUUCCUCAUCUACCAAGCCAUGCAGGACAAAGUUCACCAACCGUACCGCAAGAACUUGAUCCCCGGUCUCCCAGACGUCUUGGCCAGCGUAACGCCCAAGACGCACCCAGGCCUUUUGGGUAUCUGCCUCAGUGGCGCAGGCCCCACCAUCUUGGCAUUGGCGACCGAGGGCGAGCAGAGAAUCGCCGACGAUGUCAUCAAGACCUUCAGGGACAAGGGCGGUAUCGAGAGGUGCGACGCCAAAUUCUUGAGUGUUACAGAAGACGGUGCUCAGGUGACCUACGAAUAA